AUGGAUUUGAAAGUAACAUUGGAAAAAACGGUAGAUGGAAAUAGUACCUUGGAUGAAAACGACAUUCCUGAUCAUUCUGCAGUUACAGAAAGUGACGUGUCACAGGCUCGAAAUUACGUAAUGGAAAAAUGUAUUGAGAAUACACAAGACCAACAAAGUAGCAUUAUUAACGAUCGAAAAUUUAUUGUUUUUGAAUCGGAAUUAGACAAACUUCUUACGAAAUUGAUUUGCCCCACCGAAGACUGUUUUUAUAUUAUUCGAAGUUUAGACAAAGUGAUUGUUGGAAGCCUUUUAAAAGUCUAUGGAACAUGCCCAGACCACCAUCACCAAAUCAUUUGGCAAAGUCAACCGAAUAUAGCCAAUUUUGCUUCUGGAAAUGUACUGCCGUCGUCGUCGUCCAUAGUCUGCAGUGGUUUUUCUUUUACAAAAGCUAAAGAAAUGCUCGACCUGAAUGAAAAUCUUAUUGGUAUAAUAGAUGAGGUUAAAGAGGAAGAAGAGAUGUAUGUGAUUGGUGAUCAGCAGCUUAAGGAGGAGGUUGGGAUGAUGGACAAAGUUAAAGAGGAGGAAUCUUCUCAAGACAUCAGCACAGAUGGAUCCAGCAAUGGGAACCCACCAAAGAGAGGUCCCCUUCCUCUGUAUCCCCGUGAUUCCACACAAGUCAAUAUUAAAGAAGAGAUAAAAGAGGAGGAUAAUGAGGAGGCAGAGUUUCGAAAAGGACCAAAGAAGCGGUACCAGGACACCAUGGAGGAGUCAUCCAGCUACAGAAACCAACCAGAGAGAUGUUCCCGUCCUCUCAAUGGGAACCCACCAGAGAGAGGUCCCCUUCCUCUGUAUCCCCGGGAUUCCACACAAGUCAAUAUUAAAGAAGACAUAAAAGAGGAGGAGGAUGAUGUAAUGGAGGAGGCAGAGUUUCGAAAAGAUCACACCUAUAAAGAGAACGAUCAGGGUGAAGAACUGAAAGUCAUCAAAGUUGAGGAUAAAGAAGAAGAAGAGAGGUUGGUGAGUGGAGAUCAGCAGUCUAUGGAGGAGGGGGAGAUGAUUAUGGAAAGUAAACAGGAAGAAUCUUCUCUACAUCUGGACACAAGGCCCUUUCACACAUGCGGACCCUUGCCUGGAGAGAAGAGACAGUGCCUGGAGAGAAGAGACAGUGCCUGGAGAGAAGAGACAGUGAAAAUGGCCAGAGAUGUGUCCCAUGAACGGCUCAUCCAACUUGUCCAUGUCAGGCCUGCUUUAUGGGACAAAAGAAGCGCAGAAUACAGUGACCGAAACACCAUUAGUGUAAAGUGGGAAGAAAUUUUUAAGGAGGUCACACCGAACUGGUUGUCGCUCAGCAGUAAACAGCGACGCAUACGUGGUGAUAAAAUCAUAACAAGAUGGCGAUCCCUCAGAGACCGGUAUAGGCGGGAGCUCAAAGAGGAGGCUAAAGAGAGUCGGAGCAGAGCUGGAUCGUCCCAAAAAAAAAAAAGCCCCUUUUUUGAGAUGCUGGAUUUUUUGAGAAGUGUAAUGGACUUAAGAAGUACCACCAGCAAAAUUUCGGAAACAGAAGAGGAGGGGAAUGCAGAGGAUACCCAGCAAGCACCAGAGGAAGAGAUGGGAUUUGGAGAUAACCAGCCAGGUCCAGAAGAAAACCCGUCUUCCCACCAGCCAGGUCCAGAAGAAAACCUGUCUUCCCAAUCGGCAGCAACAGCCACGCUUCAAAGACAACGUGUGCCUAUUCGUUCUGUUGGAGCUACCGCAUCGAAAGGCAGUAAACGACGUGGAAAAAAAAAAACAUGACAUGGAUGGAACCAUGUUGACGUUCAUGGAGGAGAUGAGGGGAAUGCGAAGGGCUGAUACCAACGACCCAUUUUCUGACCCCAAUAACGAGGAUGCUACUUUUUUGAGAAGUUUGUACCACCAUCUUCAAAAAGUCCCCACUCCUCGGAAAAUGGAUGUCCAACUGGCAAUCUUCAAUUUCACUGCUGUGUGUAUAAGAGCUGCAAUGUCCGGUGAUCCCAUGCCAACAGUCAUUAACCCUCUCCAACGCCCAUACCAUAGUGAGCAAGCUCCACCACCUACUUUUCAUCAUCCAUACCACCCUGGGCAUUAUCCCCCAUCACCACCGUGCACCAGCCACCACUGCCCAAAAUGUUGUACCCCCACCCCAUGUGGCACCCACCUAUGAGUCCUCCAGUUCCCAGGCCACUUCAUAUGGCAAUUCCUCCCAGUCAUCCAAUCCCUAUUCCACUUCCCCCAGUCCUUAUUAUCAGGACCUUUUAAGGAAUCCCCAUUUUAAGUUGCCCCGUUUGAGUUGGCCACCAAGUUUGCACACAUCUCAAGAGUGAUUUAGUCACCUCCAUGUAUGAAGGGACUAGGUUAAGGCGGGGGGACGUUGCUUGUGUAACCCAGCUUAGAGCUCUGGAAACCCUUUUUCCAGCUUCCUCUGCCUCUUGUAUGUGCAAGGCAACCUGUGUCCUAGGGGCGCAGGGUAACAGAGAACCCCCGUAGGAGUCCUCUGUGGUUCUUGGUCACCCUGUGCCCCUAAUAGACACAAAGGGUAACUUGCACAUGAAGAGGGGCCGUGGUAGCUGGAAAAAAGGGUUUUCAGUGCUCUCUAAGGUAAGCUGGGUUACACAAGCCUGGAAUCCUGCUCAUGUUCUACAAUUCCCAUCUCUACUCUGGCUCUUGAUCUGUAUCCUCUGACCAUGUUUUGUGUAUUUUAUGUUAUAUUUGUUUGUGCAGUUUAAUAUAUUUUGUGAUAUAUGUUGCGGCCACUUAUUGCCUAUGACAUUAAUAAAGAUAAUUGACUGCA
Molecule: messenger RNA, 2791 nt
Organism: Rana temporaria (common frog)
Lineage: Eukaryota; Metazoa; Chordata; Amphibia; Anura; Ranidae
Product: golgin subfamily A member 6-like protein 22
Exons: 9
Coding region: 1-1776 (591 amino acids)
Biological process (GO): regulation of transcription by RNA polymerase II
Cellular component (GO): transcription regulator complex; nucleus
Source: RefSeq, a predicted model, not a curated record